Molecule: messenger RNA, 1116 nt
Organism: Culex quinquefasciatus (southern house mosquito)
Lineage: Eukaryota; Metazoa; Arthropoda; Insecta; Diptera; Culicidae
Product: fas apoptotic inhibitory molecule 1
Exons: 5
Coding region: 238-984 (248 amino acids)
Biological process (GO): negative regulation of extrinsic apoptotic signaling pathway via death domain receptors; positive regulation of neurogenesis; canonical NF-kappaB signal transduction
Source: RefSeq, a predicted model, not a curated record
UUCAUUAAAGCUAAAGAAACCUCGAUAUCAAAAGGAUUACAGUGACAUAAAGGAAAACUGGAAUAAUUUGGUGGAUUUAAUAGUCAUGGUCAAUGGUACUAAAUGAAUCCUGGCUUUGACCCUCAAGAGUAGCCUCAUCAAUAAUUCAGUGCCAUUUCGCAUGGACUACCCUGAAUAACAAAUACAAACCAGGCAGCAAUAAAGUUAUAAUUUUCCCAUUCGCGCCAAAACACGCGAAUGAAUCACGGCAUUCUAAGUGCAUCAUCAUCAUCAUCGGCAACACGAAGUCUCGUACUCAGCACCAAACCCUGGGACGGCAUGAGGACCGGAAGUGAACCGAACAACAACAACACCUACGGCGAUGGCAAGUUUGUAAACAAGGAGGUGGUGGCCCGGUGGCGGGUUCCGAUGCAUGGCCAGAUUUACGAGAUCGAGUUCGAGCAUGGAACGGCCAGCGGCAAGCGGGUGCUGUGGAUUGAUAAGCAGGAGAUUUUCCGGCGGGAUUGGAUGUUCAAGCUGGUUGGAGAGGACAUGUUCCGGUUGGAGGAUAAACGGUGCAUUAUAAGGGUUGAUCCUCUCCUAGGCUUCAAGUACAGCUACUCGCUGUAUGUGGACGGGAAAUCGUACGAGCAGUUCACCGAAUCACAGGCCAAAGCCCUCAAAACCUGGGAGGUCAACUUGGGGGACAACUUUUACCGAAUUGUUUUGGAAAAGAACACCCUCAACAUCUACGUUAAUGGAAAACUCAUUGAGGAAAAUGGUGAGUUCGUAGAUGGCGGCACCGACACGACCUUCAUCGAGGACGGCAACCGGUUCGUGCUGAGUGCCCGAACCAGCGGCAACAAGCGCCAGGGGAUAGUUCACGCGCUGGCCGUGAAUGGCGUGCCGGUGCAGGACGGUUCCGGCGGCGGCGGCAGCAGUGUUGCCAGCACCGAGGAUUGCGACGACGCUGGCGAUGGCGAGUGGAUCUCGGGAGUGGCGUGAAAUCAAUUGGUUUUAAGGGUUUGUUUGCGGUAAAAGUGAUUUUUUAAGUGCUGUUUAAUUGUACUGUUUACGAAAGUGAUUUCUGUUGAAUGCAAAAAAGUUGUAGAAUAAAAGUUCAAGUUAUUUCACUUA